Molecule: messenger RNA, 1113 nt
Organism: Penicillium chermesinum
Lineage: Eukaryota; Fungi; Ascomycota; Eurotiomycetes; Eurotiales; Aspergillaceae
Product: CaiB/BaiF CoA transferase family protein
Exons: 3
Coding region: 1-1113 (370 amino acids)
Molecular function (GO): catalytic activity
Source: RefSeq, a predicted model, not a curated record
AUGUCUCUUCCUCUCCAAGGCAUUCGAGUGCUUGAGCUAGCAGGCUUAGCCCCAGGCCCCUUCGCAGGCCUCCUGCUGGCCGAUUACGGGGCUUCUGUUCUCCGCAUCGAUCGCCCCAAAGCCGGGGUUGCCGUGAGCGCCGACCACUUAGCACGCCACAAGUCUUCAAUUACGCUGGAUCUACGCGAUGCAAGGUCUAAAGAAAUCCUUCUUCGCCUCCUGGUGGCAGCCGACGUGCUGAUCGACCCUUUCCGCCCAGGCGUGCUCGAGCGUCUCGGCCUUUCGCCAACAGAGGUGCUCCUAAAGCGUAACCCACGGCUGAUUGUCGCGCGCAUGACCGGCUUCAGACGAGAUGGCAAGUAUAGGGACAUGGCUGGCCAUGAUAUCAACUACAUUGCUGUCUCAGGCCCCUUUGCGCCAGCGAAUAUCCUUGGCGACUUCGGUGGCGGUGGAGCAAUGUGCUUCCUUGGAAUCCUGCUGGCAUUGAUAUCGCGCUCACACACCGGUCGCGGCCAGAUCGUGGAGGCGAACAUGGUGGAUGGUUCCGCGUACCUGGCUACCAUGCCGCGACUCGCCAGGCAAACUCCGAUGUGGGAUAAGCCGCGGGGGACGAAUUUGUUGGAUGGGGGCUGUCCGUAUUACGAUACUUAUGAAACGAAAGAUGCCGGGAAAUAUUUUGCUGUCGGGGCCUUAGAACCGCAGUUCUACGCCGCAUUGAUGAAGGGGUUGGAGCUUGAUCCGAAGACGACGCCCAAGCGAGAGGAUCGAGCGAAUUGGCCUGCUCUACGCGAACUAUUCACACGGCGUUUUAAGGAAAAGACUCGGGCGGAAUGGGAAGCGAUCUUUGAUGGGACCGAUGCGUGUGCGACUCCUGUACUAGAGCAGGGCGAGUUGCAGGCUGCCGGACAUGAGCAGCGCCCCGCAGUUCAUCUUUCCAAAACUCCUGCUUUGCCUAUCAAGUCUGAUGAGGGCGGAUGGACCGGUGGUGGCCUCGCGCCAAAUGAGGGUGGUGAAGAGACGCUCCGAGCGUGGGUGGGAUGGGAACCUAGCAAGAAUUACCAUCUCCGAGAGGACGGCGCAUUUGUCACUGCAGAUGAUAAGGCGAAACUGUGA